AUGACUACUUCGCGUACCUCCCCGUCUCCCCGCUCGAGUUCUUCAUCCCGUGCGCAUACCGGCCGUAUGUCCAUGAGCCAGGCCUUUGGAGAUCUCGAAGAUCUCCACCGGUUCCCCUUGGAAUCGUUACACUCCUUUUCUUUUGCACAGCAAUCUGAAGAGCUUCUGCACAGCCGACAAAACAUCCUUAAGAGGUCGAUUGAUUUCAUGCGCGACCGCAUGGGAUGGGCCGCCAACAACCCAGGACUCGCCAACGCCCAGGCAAACGCCAGCGGGGAUUCGGACUUGCAGAGUAUGAUGGAUCUUUUGACCCGGGCCAAUGUUUUGGAGGAAGAGCGAGCCAAUGCGCGAGCUGCCCUUACCGGACCUGCGGAUGUCAAUGGCGACAACAUUUUCGAGAAAGCCUUUUCAGACCAUGGCUCUCCCCCGACAACUAGAGAUGCGAUCCAGGAUAUGCCACUUCCCCCCCGGGUCACAGGCCACAUCUAUGAAUUCGCAAAUUCUCAGCCCCAUCCCAAGCGACCGCAUCCCACAAUCCAGGAAGGACUUGAUAUCGGCUCCGACAUCCCGGCGCCGCAACCAUACUCGUCCGCGGAUCCUUUCGCUUCUCUUGGUUCAUCAACCGCUGGAUUGGGAUUCCCCAUGCCGGCCUUGCAUACCCAUAGCAGCAAAUGGACCCCCGUUUCUCAGGCCGUUUUCCGGACGGAAGCCCAGGCGCCAUGGACUAUCAUUGCAGCUAAUGAUCUCUCAUGCCUUGUAUUUGGAGUUACACAGUCCGAGGUCCGUCGACUGAGUAUCCUAGAGGUUGUACAGACAGAGCACAGGCAGUGGCUCGAAGCCAAGCUUAAAGAUCCCAGUACUGAUGCUGCAGCCCGCACGCCGCUCCAACCGGAAAGACCCAACAUCCGAGCAGUCAACCCGAAGUACCGGGGUCUGGGGAACGGAGUGACGGCGCAAUUACUUAGUAAACCCUCCUCGCGCGAAAAAUCUCGGAGAGCACAGACCGACGAUGGAUAUGGCUCAAGCAAGAGAAAUCCUCGCAAUCCCAACCACCCAGCGAAUAAAUCACGCGGUGUUUUGCUAUGUGGCGACGUUGUUCCAAUCCAGAAGCGCAACGGCACUAAGGGCUCCGCUAGCGUUUGGGUCAUGGAGAAGCGUGGUGGCCUGAUCUGGGUGCUUGAGGAGAUCACAGAGAACAUUGCAUCUGUCCGCUGUGAUGAUUCUUGGAAUGUUGUUGAAGCCAAAGGAGACGUUGAAAAGAUCUGGGGCUCGCAUGUAGUCCGAUCGGGCCAGCCGAUAGCCGAACUUCUUCCUCGCCUGCCAUCGGAGUCCCUCAAGACUUCACCCGAGAAGGGGCUUGCCAAAAUCGCGGAGUUGAAGCACUUCGCCGCGCUCACAUCGGCCGGCGUCUGUAUUCCCGUGACAGUGGCCAGAGCAGAAGAGAGCUGUACUUUGCAAGUAUCGAGUUUCCCGCAUGUCGCAGGAAUGAUGGUCUUAUCCUCCUCCACAUUGAAUGUGAUCAGCUCAAACUCGGUAUUUUCGUCGGCUCUUUUCGGUCAGGAACGCCCUGAGGGACACCACAUCACAGAGUUGGUGCCGGGAUUCGACGAGAUCUUGGAUGUUUUAACCGAAGAAGACAAUGUUCCAUUGGUCGACGGCAUCGUGAUCCCUGAACAUAGCUUCCGUCGGGCGCGAACCCUGUCCAUUUUGCGCGACGGAAAGGCAAACGCCGCAUCUGUCUUCACAGAGCCCAGUGGCUUGCUGGCAAAGCACCGGGACGGCUCUACGAUUGUGGUUGACAUUCAAUUGCGAGUGGUCAAUAGCGGUACUUUCUUCUCCAAGGAACAAGUAGAGAGGAUUGAAGAGCGCUCAAGCGACUCGGAAGAUAGCGAUGAUACGGUGGCAGUCACAGAACUGGUAUAUGCCCUGUGGAUCACAUAUUCGCGACAAUUACAUGCCGCGGGCGCCGCAACCAACCUCUCAUCAUCUUCGCUGCCGAGUUCAAAGCCAACGUCUCCAACGAACAAACCUUCCACGGAUGAUUCGACAAAUGCUUCCACCGAGAAGACAAACUCCGCCACUGCAAAUACCGCCGUGGAGGUUCAGGCCCCGAGUUCAACUCUCAGUCAACAGCUCAGCGAAGCAGCGUCACAGCCUCUCACGGAUCGCCCAGUUCAACCAAUACCCGAAGUCAACCCAAAUGCCAAGAAGGAAACUCCGCAGAAACGUACCAUCGAUGACUAUGUGAUCCUUGAGGAAAUGGGUCAGGGUGCCUAUGGACAGGUGAAAUCAGCCCGUCUGAAAAAGCAACCCAACAAGAAGAUGGUAUUGAAAUAUGUCACGAAAAAGCGGAUCUUGGUGGACACUUGGACAAGGGAUCGCCGACUCGGAACCGUGCCUCUUGAGAUCCACGUUCUGGACUUUCUUCGUCGGGAUGGCUAUAAGCAUCCAAACAUUGUCGAGAUGGACGGCUUCUUUGAGGAUGAUGUCAACUAUUAUAUUGAAAUGGUUCCCCAUGGACUUCCGGGGAUGGACCUUUUUGACUAUAUCGAACUCAAGGCCAACAUGGACGAAUCGGAGUGUCGGAACAUAUUCAAGCAGGUGGUAGACGCCAUCCACCAUUUACAUACCAAGGCAUUGGUCGUCCAUCGCGACAUUAAGGAUGAGAAUGUUGUUCUUGAUGGCGAGGGGCGGAUCAAGUUGAUCGAUUUCGGCAGCGCGGCUUAUAUUAAGAAUGGUCCCUUUGACGUCUUUGUGGGCACGAUCGACUAUGCAGCCCCGGAGGUUUUGCAGGGAAAGUCAUACCGAGGCAAGGAACAAGACAUCUGGGCCCUGGGUAUCCUGCUGUACACGAUUGUGUAUAAGGAGAACCCAUUCUAUAAUGUUGACGAAAUCCUUGACCACCCACUUCGCAUCCCCUUCCUCCCAUUUUCGGAAGAGUGCAUCGAUUUGAUCCGCAAGAUGCUCGACCGCGAUGUCGACAACCGACUGACCAUCACGGAAAUUGUCGAUCACCCUUGGAUGGCCGCGACCUGA
Penicillium manginii is the source of this 3036-nucleotide messenger RNA. RefSeq names its product serine/threonine-protein kinase. Gene Ontology annotation, molecular function: ATP binding; protein serine/threonine kinase activity. The transcript is spliced from 2 exons. Gene Ontology annotation, cellular component: cytoplasm; nucleus; cytosol. The coding region runs from base 1 to 3036 and encodes 1011 amino acids. The record is from RefSeq and is a predicted model, not a curated record. NCBI's taxonomy places the organism in Eukaryota, Fungi, Ascomycota, Eurotiomycetes, Eurotiales, Aspergillaceae. Gene Ontology annotation, biological process: intracellular signal transduction; negative regulation of glycogen biosynthetic process; protein phosphorylation.